Drosophila kikkawai is the source of this 294-nucleotide messenger RNA. RefSeq lists its product as uncharacterized. NCBI's taxonomy places the organism in Eukaryota, Metazoa, Arthropoda, Insecta, Diptera, Drosophilidae. The record is from RefSeq and is a predicted model, not a curated record.
AUGUUUCGCCUGCUGCUGUUGUGGGGCAUUGUGGCUCUGGUCACAGCUCUAGAUGAGCGGGAGUUUGAUCCACAGGUGGCUCCACCCUUGAGAAUGGUUCCCAAACCCUAUCAGCUCUGGCGCAGUUUUGCCAGUCAGGUUCGCUUGGCUUUCAGUCGCUUUCAGGCCCAACCAAAGCCUCAUCCUGCUCAUCCCCCCACGGUCAAUACCAGAAUGGGAACCAGCACCACCUCGGAGCCAGAACUGCAGUUUUAUGGAGCCCUGAAUCCCAUCUAUCAGACGGGCAACUUUUAA